This is a messenger RNA of Sander lucioperca (pikeperch), 1698 nucleotides long. Its product is annotated as phospholipid phosphatase 6-like. NCBI's taxonomy places the organism in Eukaryota, Metazoa, Chordata, Actinopteri, Perciformes, Percidae. The record is from RefSeq and is a predicted model, not a curated record. The transcript is spliced from 2 exons. Bases 459 to 1259 code for a protein of 266 amino acids. Gene Ontology annotation, molecular function: sphingosine-1-phosphate phosphatase activity.
GCGUUUUGAUUGGCGCAGCUGUCUCAGUGUUUCCAAAUGACCAAUUUAGGCACGCGUAUGGCCCGGUGUCCUACCGAGGAUUUACAUAGUUUAUUAUUAUUUAUUAUUUAUUCAUAAGUGCAGCACUGAAACACUUCUCCACGAUAAUAUGCUAAUGUAUAUUAAGCAAUGUAAUCAUAAAAUCGACAACAUACAUAGAGCAGUGCAUUUGUUUUUGAAGUUACACUUCAAAAAAUAAGUUCCUUUUAAACUCCAUGCUAGUAUGAUUACAUGUUUAUUGGAAGGACCAUGAAGCCGCGUGACCAGAGCAGCCCAGUUCUGAGCUGGUGAGAUCGUAACCCCUGUAUGUAUCCAGACUCUCCAGGAUGUUUUGCGUCGUGGCGCAGCAGGAUUAAAGUGUUUACUGGACACAGGUGGUCGAUAAAGAAGGGCGGAUAGAUUACUCUGCACACACGAAAAUGUCCUCACCAACGUCCAGACGGAAUAGUUGCCGUGGAGUUGUGCGUGGAAGCCGGGCAUCAUCUGAGUGCCAUGUCCGCCGCAGGGGCUCAAACUGUUCUUACUUUUCCUCUGGAGCGCAACCUGGAGACUUCUCCGUCCGUCUGAGCCAGCCGAUAUUCACUAUAACGCUCCGGUUUUUGUUGGCGAUAGAUCUGUGGCUGUCCAAGCGGCUCGGAGUGUGCGCCUGUGAAGAUUCUCCAUGUGGCAGCAUACGGCCCUUGGUGCGGCUGGUGGAGUUCUCUGGGCAUGUAAUCCCGUGGCUCAUCGGUACUGUGUACACUCUGCUCCGUGGAGAGAGUGUGGCGGAGCAGGAGAUCAUGUUGAAUCUGGCCCUGGCUCUGAUAUUGGACCUGCUGUUGGUCAGAGUUGUGAAGACUCUGGUCAGACGUCGCAUGCCUGCUCAGAACCGCUCUGACAUCCUCUCCACCUUCUUCGUGGAACGCUACUCCUUCCCCUCAGGCCACGCCACACGGGCGGCCAUGUGUGCCCGGUUCCUGCUCGCCCAGCUUGUGGACACAGCGUCCAUGUGGGUCCUAGUGGUGGGUUGGGCCGCUCUGGUGAGCCUGUCCCGGCUGUUGCUUGCCAGACACUAUGUAACAGAUGUGUGCUUUGGCUUGGCUAUGGGUUACUGCCAAUAUAGUCUAGUGGAAAGGCUGUGGGUGACCUGGGACUGCCUGCAGGACCUACUGCUCAUGCGACUGACAGAGAGAUUCAACAGGGCUUAUGAUGGACUCUGGCUGGCAGAUUGGAAACAUUAAGUUCGGUGUAACUGUGUGUGUCAGCCUAUGUGGGGGAAAUGUGCAGCAUGAGUGUGUAAUUGUGUCUUCUUUAUUAUUUAUUGGAUUAUAUAAAAAAUACUUUGUAUGCUUAUAUUUUGUUUAUCUAUAUCUAUUUUAUGUAUAUUUGUGUUUUGUUUAAAUUCAUCAAAAAUAAUUAAGUGGCAGGUUGUAGCAUAUCAGCAGAGUGCGGGCACCUCAUUCUUUUAAGUUGUAUUCAGCCCCUUUUUGCCCUGCACCUUACCGGUGGGGAUGUGCACACUACCACUACUGCUCUUUUAGGUUGUAGCAUAUCCCAUGGAGAUGCACAUGCAACUUGUUUGCACAGUCUUGUUGAUGACGCAUGGACUUAAUCUUUGAAUGCUAAAACCAAAGCUGAAUUUAAUUAGGGCUUUUUUAAUAAAAAGACAAUUAAAAUAAA